AUGGAAAACUAUUAUCAGUUCACGAAGAAAAUGAUAUUUUCAAUUGGAGUUGAUUUCGAUAAGCAAGAGAAAUAUAAAUUUCUUCUAAAAAUCUUGAGGAAUAUUUCUAUUGCUUUCACAGUGUUGAAUCUUAUUCAUUCUUUAAUGUAUUUUGCAACCAGUAAUAAGAAGGAUUAUCACAAUAUUUCAUCAGUUUCUAUGACUAUUUUCGGUUUACAAAAGAACCCGAAAGUUUCUCGUGAAUUGGUUCCUUGCACAAAUGGUUUGUCUUUGGAGCUUCAACUUGCUUCCUCUGUUGACAAUGUGUUUUGCUAUCAACUUUAUGCGGGACAUGUCAUUAUUGCAAUUCAAAUGAUCAUGGAUCAAUUGUUUUUGCUGAUAUCUGCUGAGAUAAAAACACAGUUUGACAGAUUAGGUGACAGAAUCAACCCAAAAGAAAGCGUCAAUACAAAAAAAGAACUGAAUGAAUUUAUUGACAGUCACAAUGAUUUGAUUUCAAUCUUCAAUGAUUUCAACGAUGUCUAUACUGGCGCGGUGUUAUUUGACGUAGUUACAAUGGCAGUCGGGAUUUGUUUUGUUGGUGUUAUGACAAUGAAUUUGGAUCUUGCACAUGCAAUUCCAUCAGCCUUAGGCUUGAUUUUAAGCGUUGGGAAAAUGUUUAUUCUUUGCUGGUUCGGCAACAUGAUAAGUGAAAGUGACAGUGCUGGUCGGAUAGCUGACGAAGUGUAUGGAAGCAAUUUCCUAAAUUUGAAUAAUUCGCUCAGGAAAGAUUUGGUUAUAAUCAUUCAAAUGUCUCAAAAACCAAGAACAAUUAGUGUGAGAAACGUUUUUUCUUUGAAACUGUCGGCAUUUUCUAAUAUUAUUCGAACAGCUUUCUCGUACUUUGCAUUGGCUCGAGAAUUCUUCUAA
Clunio marinus is the source of this 909-nucleotide messenger RNA. Lineage: Eukaryota; Metazoa; Arthropoda; Insecta; Diptera; Chironomidae. The record is from the annotation of a GenBank genome assembly.